Ruditapes philippinarum (Manila clam) is the source of this 2255-nucleotide messenger RNA. Its product is annotated as progestin and adipoQ receptor family member 3-like. The record is from RefSeq and is a predicted model, not a curated record. Gene Ontology annotation, molecular function: signaling receptor activity. Gene Ontology annotation, cellular component: membrane. The transcript is spliced from 6 exons. Lineage: Eukaryota; Metazoa; Mollusca; Bivalvia; Venerida; Veneridae. Bases 265 to 1275 code for a protein of 336 amino acids.
UAACCGGUGUCAUGGCGAAACAACAAAUACAAACAAGAUCCUGCUUGAAUAUUGAACUUUAAUCCAUUGUUGUAAUUUGUUAGUAACACAUAAGGUUGACAUAUCAAAUAUUCAAAUGUUAACUGAUCAUUUUACAUAUUGUUUUCCAACGAUCAAUGAAGUAAAUAAAAUUAACGCAUCGUUCUUAACCAGGAUAGGAAACUUUUAAGACAUCACCUGCCGUCAAGAACUUAAAGGAUUAUUUGCAGCGUGGAGCGUGCAGUCAUGAUGGGACGCGAAGGACCAUAUGAAAACGUGAAAAAUCGACAGACGUGUGGGAUAACACGUCAUGAAAGUUACAGUAUUCUUGAUAUUGAAAUUGAUGAAAGUCUCGAGAAAACACUAAGUUCUGGUCUUUGUGACUUAAAAGAUAAAGACAUUACAUUACACAAAUACCAAGAUAUUCCAGAAUUUCUGCAAGGAAAUCCAUUUGUAACAGAAGGAUACAGAGUUUCUCUUCCAUUUAGUUUAUGUUUGAAAAGUAUGUUUGUAUGGACCAACGAGACAAUAAAUAUUUGGUCACAUCUUGCAGGAUUUUUCCUGUUUAUUUUCUUCAUGCUAUAUGAUAAUAUAAUUGAAAUUCCACGAAAUGAUGGCACUGUGGCAGACCAUAUUAUUGUAACAAUAGGACUUUUGUGUUAUCAGUUUUGUAUGUUGUGUUCUGCUGGAUUUCACAUGUUUGGCUGCCAUUCAGAGAGAGCAAGUAAAAGAUGGUUAGCAGUAGAUUUGGCAGGCAUUUUAAUUGGUGUUGUAGGGUGCUACCUUCCAGCUGUACAUUAUGCAUUUUACUGUCUUUCUAUAUGGAGAGAUGUUUAUUUAUUUACCGUAGCAGUAUUAACAGGCUUGAUAAUAUUUGUGCAAUUCCAUCCUCAAUAUUUUCAAAAUCAUUGGUUUCGUCAAAGAAUAGCCAUCUAUAUUGGUCUUGUAGCAUAUGGUGUUAUACCAGCCACCCAUUGGUUUAUCUUGAAUGGUGGAUGGAAUGCUGAGAUUGUUAGAAUGUUUAUUCCAAAAGUUGUAACCAUGUACUCACUAGGAAUGCUGGCGUUUGCAUUCUACAUUACAAAAUUUCCUGAAAGAUUUUUCCCAGGAAAUUUCAAUUUCAUUGGCUCAAGUCAUAAUGUGUGGCAUGCGGGGAUAGUUAUAGCAUUUGUGUGGAUGCAAAUCAGUCUUUGGAAAAUGUUCUCCUUCCGUAAACAUAAUCCAUGCUUUCAGCUUAUACAAGAUUCUACAGAUUAAAACAAUCAAACGAUUGAUUGGUUGAAUUCAAGUCACACUAACACUGAAGGUCAUAUGGUCACUUUGUAGAUUUACUGAACACCUCAGGUGCCCUACUGUGCCUCAUUAAUGCACCCCAAAAUCGAAACAGGAUUCCAAAAACAAUUGGGUAACAAACAAAGCAGGCUCCUAUUGCCCAGUGCUGGAUGCUAGUGGUUUCCCUAUGGGGCGUCCACAACUAAAGAUUUUGAACAACACCAUCUGGAUUCAAAAACAGCUUUAAACAUCAAUUGCCAAACAUAACAGAGAAGACUGUCCCCUAAAUCAUGAAAAUUUAUAAUUUAAAAGGUUCUUUUAAUGAUGCUAUCAUUAUGCAUUUACUAUUAACAUUCAAGGAAUACAUCUUUAAAUACAAAUUGCUAAAAACAUGGCAAGUUCUUAUACCACACCGGAGUCCUCUUAAACUAACAUGGACUGGCUCUGUCUCUAUAAUCUCAGAAUUACACUUGGAACAUUUUUCCGUACAGAUUUCAUAAUUUUUAACCUAGAGACCAAAACAUUUGACACAGUUCAGCUAGGUUCUUCAAACUAACAAACUAGUUUCUUUAUUUCCGAUUGUAUUGACACUUGUAUCCGAGGCUCAACAAGGAGGGUAUCAAAAUUACCUGAAUUGUCCACACUACAGUACCAUGUGUUCGGACAGAUAUGUACACGACUUGAUAUAAUUCAGAUAAAAGCUUGGGUGUUUUGAUUUUUAACAUGAUAAUUAUACAAUAUGUCGGCAACAAAUGCUUUAGUUUUGGAUAUUCUAUUAUUCACUCGGCAACCGAUUAUAGCUGGUAUAUGAGGUCAGGCAUUGCUUUCUUGACCCCCAAAUUUCAAUGUCAACAUUCUUGAAAUAGCGUAAAAAUAUUACCAUUUAUGAAGGUUGAAAUAAAUUUACUUAAUUUUAAAAGAAAUAUGCACUUAUUGUUGAUAAACAAGAGCGAUCAGUAAUCACA